UUUGUAAUGUAUGAGUUCUCUUCCAGUGUAGAUCUGAUUAUGAUUGGUAGAAAAGACUGCACAAAAGACCAAUUGGUGUUGGAAAAACUCAAAACUAUGAAAGUUGACGACAUUUUUGAUAUUCCCAAUGUAUUUCAGACGAUAACGAGAGCAGAAGAACCCUCUUCCACCGCGUGGAGAUCUCUCAUGUCUCAUCCUUUUACCCCAUCUUACAUCAGACUCAACCUCCCUGCUUACAUUCAGGCGGUAAAGGUGAUGGUGGUACAUCACAGUGAGGACUUGAAGUUUGUCCGGGAAUCACUGCAGUAUCUUUACAAGAGGGUUGUGUACGAGAAGAACAAAAAGCGGGUGUAUGUAUCAGUGGUUGAGAAUAUCUUACCGUAUCUCCUUGAGAAACACAACGAUCCUGAUGCUAGGGCGGUUCUUGAUGAUAUUGUGCUGAACAAAGAAGCUUUGUCAUUACUGGAAGCUUAUCUUACUGCCAAAAUGUCCAACUUUACUUCUGUGCUCGUCCAGCAGUCCAAGUCUCUUGAGUUAGCACAAACUUGCACGCUGUUUGAGAUACUGUGCAGCGGAAAGAAGUCUAAGAAAAGCAACAAAAUGUUGCUGAGAUGGUUCACUGAAGUAUGUGAUCUUGAUGUUCUGAAAAACGUGGCCCUGCUUGGAGUCAUACGGAAAUACAGGAUAUAUCAGAUAGAGGAGGACAGGGAGCAGGGUUACGAGGUAUCAGCCCACUUCACCUCCCUUCUCUCCUCCCUGGUUGGAGAGGAGUAUUGUAGUGUUGCAAUCGCUAUCUUACCACUCAACUAUAGUGUCGUUACAUUGGAACAAGCUCUCCUACAUUGCAAUGACUUGCUGUUAGCUGAACUUGCUCUGACUUACCAUAAAACUGGCAAACUUCUCCUUCUUUUUCAACAAAUCGUACUUAGGUUCAAUCCUCGUGUUUCAUUAGGAAAGGAAUUCAGGUCUCAGUUAUCUGAGGCAAGUAAUAAGCUUUCUGAGCAGCAACUCCUCGCCCUUCUUACUCUACUAUCUUCAACAUUAGAAGAAAACUUAUCGGUAUCUAACAGUGAGCCCACAGACUUGGGAUCAUAUGAAAUAACGGAAUCACGUGAUACUUCCAAGCGUCCGAGAGUAUCAGAUGAGAGGCUCUGCGGGUUUAUUGCAGACUGUACCUCUGUUCUUAUUAGUCAGUGUAGGGUUCAUAUCCCUGAUGAUGUCGUCAUUAAGCUUUACAAUAUAACUAAGAAUCUGCCCCCGUCUACUGGAAAAACACUCCGACUAUUUUUCAACUCCGCUGUUCUCUUUGAUAAAAUCUCUUCCUUCCAUCCUUUCGAGGUGUCUGAGACACCCCCUUCAAACGAAGAAGAAGUUCAGCUUCUUAUUAAAAGUUUACACUACAGCGACAACCCCACCGACAAACUAGACACCAUACUCUCCACCAUCAGUACAUACCCGGACGUUAUCUUAUCUAAUUUUCUUAUCAUCUACAACAACAUGAUAACAGACCACCUGAUGACCGUGGCUGAGUUCCUCUUAUCAACGAUAAGAGAACACAGCUGGUUUAUCGAGAGUGAGGUGUUCAACAGAUGUACAGAUCUUCAUUCUGCGAUAAUAUCUUGUGUUAUGCGGGACAUGGGAGCAAUUGAGGAGAAGUACUAUUCGGAACCGUUGGUAGAUAUUACUCUGAGUUCAGCUCGAGAUGUUAUCAAAUCAGAACUUUCGUUAUCUGGACCAGGGGUACCUCUGGAAAACCACGUUGACCUACUUUAUCUGCUCUCUCAGCUAUCCCUAAACUCAUCCUACCACAGGCUUCUCAUUACAACAUGGAUAUUAUUCCGUCAGAUGUCUCUAAAUAAGGAUAAACUGGAUAUAGGGUGUCUUUUGUCGGGUGGUGUCGUGUCGUAUCUUGGUCGGUUUUGUAAACCGCCUCCCCCGCACACCCCUCUACCAGUUGUUCACGGUAAACUAGCUGGGCAGAUACUAUCCGAGAUAUUAUCAUUCUCUGCUGGGGGAACUAGUGAGUUUAUUGAGAUAUAUCUGGGUGUAGGUGUUUCGAUGAGUAGCGCUGAUCUUAGUGCUGUGGUAGAAUAUCUUGGAACUCACCAGGUGCAACAUUCUGAUGUUAUUGGAUGUUUGUUAAGGAGAUGUGUAUCCACAAAGCAUCAGCUUCCAGAUAUCAUGAAGACUUAUUGAAUCUGAGGGGUCAUAUCAAAGGGAUUCUUAUCAAUUCUGAAAACCUCGUUUCUAAGCCUAUGUCAAAUGUCAUUGCUCAGUGUGAAUUGCUAUGCACAAUCCAUGACCUUGAAAGUUAUUUCAGCGACAAAGUCGAGCUCACUCUCGAUAAUAUUUCGGAUGUUUGUUUCGAGAUUGCAUUAUCCCUUUUAAAAUCUCCUCUACUAGGAUUGGAAUAUAAAUUGAAGCUGACUCAGAACCUUCUAGAUAACGUUAGUCAAGAUAAGGUUGCUGUAUUCACCGAAGCACUACUUGAUUGCAAUGAAGACUUGUAUCUUCUGGACGAAAAGAAGGUCGAUUUAAAAACAUCCAGCGACAGCUUCAUAGAAAAGUUAAUAGCUAGUCUACCAAACAAAAACGCCGAGUUUCUCCUUCACCACACCAAGUUUGAUCCUGCCCUGGUGGAAACAAUAUCCGCCCCUAUUAUCCCAGUGUCACUUAUUCCCAAGUUCAUCAACAAACUGACCAAAGUUCAAGUUAUGAACUCAUUUAAACACGGCUGUGACGACCCUUAUCUCCUCUCAAAAUGUCUGCUGUGUCUGGUUCAGCACAACUACCCCAUCCACCUCCUCAACAAUAUCUACGACUCCAUACUAAAAGUGCUUGCUAACGAGGGAUAUAUCACCGCACCUCAGACUAUCUCCAACAUUGUGCGCGCCAGUGAGCUGCUGUCCAAACAGAAAGAAGUGGCGCGACAUCACGUGCCCUACAUUCUGUGCAGUAUAUUCGAGUAUGUUAGCAAGAGUAACCCAGCCCUAGUGAGGGAUAUCACCCCAGCUGUUCACCCUUUAUUUGAUGUUUGUGUUGUGCAGGGUCUGCAGUAUCUCCAGGCAAGGCUGUCUCAGCCUGCCAGGCAGCUGUUUUUACAAUUGCAGAAUCAUUACAAACAGAAUAUCAAGUAUCAGGGCAAAACUUAGAUUUGUGGCUUUUCUUCUUCUGUCCGGGAGAUUUUAUUGGUACCUUUUUAACUUUUAUUGUUUUGUGGGGUUUCAAUUUUGAUCAUAUUAUGAGUGAAUUCUUUUAAUGUGCAUUAUCUGACGAUUUGUUUUAAGAUUAUUACGAGUGUAAUCGUGUUAUAAGAAUUAUUAAUUUAUUAUUUUUAGUCAA
Messenger RNA from Bolinopsis microptera, 3342 nucleotides. RefSeq lists its product as uncharacterized. The record is from RefSeq and is a predicted model, not a curated record. The coding region runs from base 7 to 2196 and encodes 729 amino acids. The transcript is spliced from 8 exons. Lineage: Eukaryota; Metazoa; Ctenophora; Tentaculata; Lobata; Bolinopsidae.